Ipomoea nil (Japanese morning glory) is the source of this 885-nucleotide messenger RNA. Its product is annotated as NAC domain-containing protein 78-like. Gene Ontology annotation, molecular function: DNA binding. Lineage: Eukaryota; Viridiplantae; Streptophyta; Magnoliopsida; Solanales; Convolvulaceae. The transcript has a single exon. The coding region runs from base 1 to 885 and encodes 294 amino acids. The record is from RefSeq and is a predicted model, not a curated record. Gene Ontology annotation, biological process: regulation of DNA-templated transcription.
AUGGCUCUUCGUUCUCUCCAUGGUUUCAUAUUCAAGCCAACUGACAAGGAGUUGUUGCAAUAUUUGGAGGCUUUCGUCCUCGGAAAACCUCUGAAGCACACCUUCGAUUUCUUCGCACAGGAAGAUCUUUACGGAGGGAAAGAGCCGUCUGAAAUUUUCGGCUCCGGCGGCCUUAUGACCCGCUAUUACUUCACUGAGCUGAAGAGAAAAAGCGAACGUGGCUCAAGAUUUUUGCGCGGCGUCGGAGAUCGCGGGACGUGGAAGGGCCAGGACGCAGGACAGCCUAUCAGAGUCGGCAAGGAAACCAAAACAGUUAUGGGAUUCAAGAAAAGCUUGCGGUACGAAGCCAAAAAAUCAAAAAGCAAGGGCGGCGCCGAUGAACGUCGUGGGGAGGUUUGGCUCAUGAAGGAAUAUUCGCUGUCGGAUGAUUAUCUCCGGGAUAAAAACGUUGUCCUCAAGGAUGUCGUACUGUGCCGGAUAAAGAGAGUCUUUAGAAACACAUCAAGAAGCCGUGAAUCAUCUACUCAGAAUUUUAAUGAAAAUGAUACUCCUUUGGAGAUUUACAAUUGGCCGGAAAAUGAUAACGUCAUGGUAUCUCUGCCACCUUCGGAAACUUCAACUUUGCCCGGAGAGGUUUCCAGUGGAGUUGAUGAUGUAUAUGGCGGAAUGAGCGCAAUGGGCAGUGGAGUUAAUGAUGCAUAUGGAGGAAUGAACGCAAUGGGCAAUGAUCCAUUACUAGAUGAUGAAUUAGAUGAAUUGUUGAGGAAAACACCACCACAUGAUAUUUUUGGAGAUUACAAUUUUUUGUCUAAUAUCCCGGCCCCAAAAGAUAAUGAAAGGAUAGAUCACCCAGGGCCAGUGCCUAUUUUAAGACCAUUUAAUUAA